Penicillium diatomitis is the source of this 1035-nucleotide messenger RNA. Its product is annotated as SDR family oxidoreductase. The transcript has 3 exons. Gene Ontology annotation, molecular function: oxidoreductase activity, acting on the CH-OH group of donors, NAD or NADP as acceptor. The record is from RefSeq and is a predicted model, not a curated record. NCBI's taxonomy places the organism in Eukaryota, Fungi, Ascomycota, Eurotiomycetes, Eurotiales, Aspergillaceae. Bases 1 to 1035 code for a protein of 344 amino acids.
AUGGCCGCUCAACAGCCUCUGCAUGUCCUGGUCACGGGGUCUACUGGGUUCAUCGGCGCCCAUGUCGUCGACAACCUGCUCGCCAAAGGAUUUCGAGUCCGGGGCGCAACACGAUCAGCCAGCAAAGGGGAGCAGAUGAAGGCGGUUAGACCGCAAUAUGCGUCCCUGUUGGAGUUUGUAACCGUUCAAGACUUCAGCCAUAUCGGCGUGUUUGAUGCCGUUAUGGAUGGCAUCGACGCUGUAAUUCAUGUCGCAAGUCCGUUCUUCUACAACACCACCGAUAACGAAAAGGACCUGAUUUUGCCCGCCAUCAAUGGCGUAAAGUCUAUCUUGUCCGCUUCAGCUCAAUCAGGAAGCAAAGUUCGACGGAUCGUCUUGACUUCCUCGUUCGCCUCUGUCCUGGACGUCGACCGCAAUCCUCCACCGGACUUUGUCUAUACCGCUGAGCAUUGGAAUCCUUUGUCCUACGAGACCGCCAUUGACCCAGGCUCCUCAUCUGUAGUGGCAUAUCGCGGAUCCAAAAAGUUCGCAGAACUUGCUGCGUGGGAGUUUAUCAAGACCAAUGCACCCCGAUUCGACCUCGUCACUCUCUGCCCACCCAUGGUCUUUGGCCCCACUGUCCACCCUGUGUCCAGCGUCGAUCAGCUGAAUGAGUCCAACGCGGUUCUAUGGAGCGUGGCAGCUGGUGCUGAUCCCCUGCCGACAGCACGAGUCCCCGCAUGGGUUGAUGUGAGGGAUCUGGCGGAAGCGCAUGUUCAAGCUCUUAUGAGCCCCGGUGCGGGUGGGAAACGAUACAUUCCUGUGUCGCCGGAGCCUUUUUCUUAUGAAUCCGCGGCGGAUAUCAUCAAGGAUCAGUUUGAGUGGGCUGUGGACUCGGUGACGAGAGAUUAUGAGGCUGGGAAGAAGCCGCAGGCAUCGUAUGGAGUUGAUGGGGAAACUGUGGCGAGAGAGCUGCAUUUCAGGUACCAUCGAUUUCGGGAGACGGUUGUGGACUUUGUUGUACAGGUCAGGCGGGACUUUUAUGCCUCGGCAUAA